Molecule: messenger RNA, 840 nt
Organism: Juglans microcarpa x Juglans regia
Lineage: Eukaryota; Viridiplantae; Streptophyta; Magnoliopsida; Fagales; Juglandaceae
Exons: 2
Coding region: 114-608 (164 amino acids)
Source: RefSeq, a predicted model, not a curated record
AAUCCCCAUGGAGAGAUAAAUGCAGACAUGUGCAUGUGGUUAACACUGCAAGUACAAGGAACUAGUCUAGAAGUAAAGUGGUUGUGGUCAGAGUGUCAAUUUCCUGCCCAGACAUGUUCAACACUGAGCAGCAAAGCCUCUGCACUCCCACCGUGGACCCGAGAAUCUCCUUCUCCAACGACUCCUUGGAGAUUCAACAAUCUGCUACCAAGCAUGAAAACACCUACAGAGAAGCACCCGUUUCCUCGGAAUUCGAUUUCUGUGUGAAAAACUACACCAUGAUGUCUGCAGAUGAGUUGUUCUUCAAGGGCAUGCUGUUGCCUGUGAAGAAUAGCUGCAUCAAUCAGCAACGAAAGAUGACUUUAAGAGAUGAACUCUCUGUCGAUGAUGAUUAUGAAGAUGUGUCUCCGAGGAUACCGAAGAAUGGCAACCGGUGGAGGGAGCGGCUGGGCUUCAAAAAGGGUCUCUCCUCGUCUAAAAAAUAUGAUGGGAGUGAUGAAGUGAUGGAAACUGUAGUCGAAGAGAAGAGGCCUGUGUUUGUUCAUGAGAAUGCUUUCUUUAGCAAGAAAACGCAGGAACUACUCUUUGAGGCCUUGAAGGAAGGUUAAGUUGCAGGAGCAAAUGGAAUAUGAUGUGAUCAAUAACAGAUAGAAGUAAAGGAAGUUGUAAAGAAAUAGCAGCGGUAAUCAUGAUGGGAAAGGGACUGAUUGUCUUAUGUCUUGCUAAUAAUUGGUAUUUCAUGUUUGCUAAUUGUGAAAGGUAUGGUAUGGAGAGUGGGAUCCAUGGUGUAUGUUGAGGUUUGAUUUAACUGCUUUAUUUGCUAAUUCUUUUGGUUUUAUC